This is a messenger RNA of Monosiga brevicollis MX1, 1323 nucleotides long. RefSeq lists its product as uncharacterized. The transcript has 6 exons. The record is from RefSeq and is a predicted model, not a curated record. Gene Ontology annotation, molecular function: calcium ion binding. Bases 1 to 1323 code for a protein of 440 amino acids. NCBI's taxonomy places the organism in Eukaryota, Choanoflagellata, Craspedida, Salpingoecidae.
AUGAGCAGGUGGCACGGUCUUGUGGGCUUGCUGGUGGUUCUGGCCAUCCUGCCCAGCUGGACGGCUGCAGCCAAGCGCUCCAAGCAGGAAAUUCAGCGCCUGAACAGUCGCUGUGAGGGCUGCGAGAGCAUUGCUAAAAACUUUAUCAGCGCCUAUGAUCAACUGAAGAACAACAUCGAGUACAGUGGAAGCAGCAAAGGCUGGACCAAGUCCUCACCCCAUUCAACGCUCAAACGCUCUGCAGCCUUGCGAGAGCACUUGUGUGUCGAGGAGUUGCAGGUGUGCUGUCCGGCUCUGCAUUAUGGCAAGUCGUGCCGGCGCUGUCCGACCGAUGACACCGACCCCGAAGGCGUGUGCGGAGGACGUGGCGAGUGCAGUGGCGAUGGCAAGCGAACGGGAAACGGCAAAUGCAAGUGUCGGGAUAAUCGCCGUGGUGCCACCUGCGAGCUCUGCCCCUUUCACCAGUUUGCGCAAGCGGAUGGUCAGUGCCACCCCUGCCAUCUGGCUUGUGCAGAUACGUGCACUGGUCCCGAUGAGACAGAGUGCGACGCUUGCGCUGCUGGCUACGAACGAGCUGCAAAUAAUGCCUGCGUCGACGUGGACGAGUGCGCACAGGAUGACACCCUCUGCGCCAAUCAAGAGGGUGUCUUUUGCCGCAAUGAUCCAGGCUCAUACACAUGUGCCCCUUGUCACUCGGCUUGUGACCGUGUCGCGGGCUGCAAUGGCCCCACACCUGGCGAUUGCAAAUCUUGUGCUCAGGGCUUUGAGCGCGCAGAGAAUGGACAAUGCAUUGAUGUGGACGAGUGUGCCACUGGGGCCACCACUUGCAGCGAAGGCCAGUACUGCCACAACACGCCCGGAUCGGCACGCUGUGAUACCUGCCACUCUGCGUGCGACCCAGUGCAAGCAGGCUACCGCUUGCUAGAGGGCGACUGUGUGGACAUUGAUGAGUGCGCCCACAACCGCGAGAGUUGUCACCACGGCUACCAAUGCCGCAACCGGGCGGGUAGCUUUGCGUGCGUCUGCCCCUCCGAGAAGACUGAGUUGGACGGACAAUGCCUGUACAACGCCACGGCCGAGGAGCUCUUGCGUGCCGCCACCUUCUUGCCAACUCAGCGUGCGGUCAUGGGGGCUCCAGUGGCCUAUCCCGAAACUGACAGUGGCCGCGUUGUGCUGGGUGUGUACAUGCCUGCACAGCGUGUUUCCUUUUUGAAACCGAUCAUGCACAAGAGCACACACUCACCAAGUUACGCAUGUCCCGGGUAUGCUUCCUGGCAGGCGAGGUUGUGGUGCCAGCCUCAGAUGUGCGGGAAAGCUUUGUAA